AUGGUUGCGCUGGCAGGUAGAGACUCUGAGCUGGCCGUGCGCUCGCACUACUUCCAGCCCUGGCACUACCACGUCAGCGACGCAACAGCGACCACCGACAGCAGUUCAAAAUGGACGUUCGACGCGCGGGGCGACAUCGCGAUCGCGGAGCUCGUCGUGUACGUCCCCGUGCUGGUCGUCGCGCUCAUGCUCGUGCUGCGUCACGGGCUCGCGCGCCGUGCGGGGUGGGUGUUCUUGGUGAUCCUGUCGAUCAUUAGGAUCAUAGGCGCGGCGACGAACAUUGCGUCGGAGCGCGAUGGCAACUCGGACAAGACGUUGAUCAUCAUAUACUCGGUGAUGGAGGCAUCGGGUGUCUCCCCGCUCCUGCUCGCCACUGCUGGCUUCCUCCAGACGGCAUGCGCAGAUUCCCUGGAUGACCAGCCCCUCGUUGCCAGGGCCCUGCGCCUCAUGAGCCUCCUCGGAACUGUCGCACUCGCGCUGGCUAUCGCUGGUGGAGUGACGGCUGGACAGGCUACUACGGAAUCGAGCCUCACUCAAGGAACGAACUUGAGGCAUAUCGGGGACAUACUGUUCGUGGUCCUCUUCGGGCUGAUAUGCCUCAUGCUCGGGUACUGCUGGAUGAACCGCGAGAGAAUUCUGAAGUUCAGGAGAAGGCUGAUUACUGGGACUUCCAUUGCCAUCCCCUUUCUCGGCAUCCGCGUGCUUUACAGCUUACUCUCCGCCUACGCGCCGCUCACGGAGAGCAUCAGCUCAGACGGAAAAGUCACGGCCGUCUCGAGCGACUCGCCGCUCGCGCGGUUCAACGGUCUCUCCGGCAGCUGGGAGAUCUACCUGUUCAUGUCGGUGCUGAUGGAGUUCAUCGUGGUGCUGAUCUACCUGGUGGUCGGCUUGAGCGUGCCGCUGCAGAACGAGGCGGACUAUGCGCGGGGCCGGUUAGCGGACGCAUGGGAUGCAGAUGAUGACGACACGAGGAAGUUGAAGUCGUGA
Molecule: messenger RNA, 987 nt
Organism: Laetiporus sulphureus 93-53
Lineage: Eukaryota; Fungi; Basidiomycota; Agaricomycetes; Polyporales; Laetiporaceae
Exons: 4
Coding region: 1-987 (328 amino acids)
Source: RefSeq, a predicted model, not a curated record